GACUCGUUCUGGACUCCUCUCCGGGAUACGGGACGCUCAACGCGUGUCUGGGGUCUCCCUAUUUGUAGCCUUUCGGACAAGGGACGGUUUGGGUCAUCGUUCUCUGGACUCCAAUGGUGCACAUUGCGUUCAGAAGGAGGGCGACCGCUCGUUUUUGGACGCUGAUUCUCCAUUUUCUAAUUUUAUAAUUAAUGCCAGAACUGAGAACAAUGAAAAAUAGUUUGCUGAAAGAACGAUUUUUCUUCGUAAUAAAGUUGAUUUUCUUAAGUUAGUUGCAUAUACAUCAUGAUAAGCAGACAAGCUGGAAUUGAUGAAGAUUUGUACGGCGGGUACAAUGAUUAUCCUUCGAUAUAUAAUACUGAGGAUUUGGGUGAGGAUAGCGUGUUUCAAGAGGCUGUUCAGAUGAGUAACUACAGGAAAAAUAUCAUAACCCCAAAGGUACCUGGAACAGCAAUGAGACUGGGAACAUCUUCAGGG
Messenger RNA from Diachasma alloeum, 477 nucleotides. RefSeq names its product intraflagellar transport protein 88 homolog. Gene Ontology annotation, cellular component: centriole; ciliary base; non-motile cilium. Gene Ontology annotation, biological process: non-motile cilium assembly; intraciliary transport. Gene Ontology annotation, molecular function: kinesin binding. The record is from RefSeq and is a predicted model, not a curated record. Lineage: Eukaryota; Metazoa; Arthropoda; Insecta; Hymenoptera; Braconidae.